This is a messenger RNA of Cucurbitaria berberidis CBS 394.84, 1617 nucleotides long. RefSeq lists its product as uncharacterized. The transcript has a single exon. The record is from RefSeq and is a predicted model, not a curated record. Lineage: Eukaryota; Fungi; Ascomycota; Dothideomycetes; Pleosporales; Cucurbitariaceae. Gene Ontology annotation, biological process: ribosomal small subunit biogenesis; maturation of SSU-rRNA. Gene Ontology annotation, cellular component: preribosome, small subunit precursor. Bases 1 to 1617 code for a protein of 538 amino acids. Gene Ontology annotation, molecular function: RNA endonuclease activity.
AUGGCCGAUCAAACUCCCCAUCAGCAGAAACCAAUACACUCGCUCAUCCUCGACACUGGCCCUCUUAUCAAAAACGCUGUCGCCAUCUCCACCAUCAUCAACUCCGCUGAGGAACUUUACACCACCCCCGCCAUCCUUUCCGAGAUCCGCGAUGAAGCCACUAGAUCACGUGUACAGACUACGUUGGUACCUUUUCUGAAGAUCAGGAGCCCGGCUCCAGCGAGCUACGAUGCGGUGAUUGCAUUCAGCAAGAAGACCGGCGAUUAUGCAGUGCUAAGUAGACAGGAUCUGGGGAUUUUGGCUUUGGCGUAUGAGAUUCACUGUGAGAGGAACGGAGGAAAUUACGGGUUGAGAGAGGCGCCGAAACAGCCGGUUAGAAGAAGGCCAGACCAAGACCAAAAAGAGGUGGAGGUCAAAGAGGGAGCGCCCGAGCCAGAGGCUGUUGAGCCAUCAGAGACCGACGAGGGCUGGUCGCAACCUCGCGGCAAGCGAGUCACUAAAGCCAGAACGGCGAAGCCAACUCAAUUUAAAUUCACCGAGAAACUAGCGGCUGCAGGGAGUGAUACCCAGCAAGAGGAGCAGACUGAGGGGCAAGGCGGGGUUGCAGUUACACCAACGCAGAUUCUCGAGCAAGAGUCGCCUGCAGUAAGCAGAGACGUGAUUGCAGAUGUACACACCGAAGAUCAGAAAGAGGAACCCCUCACACAAGAGAACAUAGCAGAGGAGCAACAAAUAACGCCUUCCGAGCAGAGGUGUGUCGAAUUAGCAGCUGCUGAUGAAGCUUCAGAGCCCAUAUCAGUAGCCGCACAAGAGGCCUCAGAAACCUCGCCAAACCCCGUCAAAGAGGCCUCCGAUUCUCUUGCAAGUACAGAAGACAACUUGCAUGGUCUAUCGAACCUCACUAUCUCCUCUCCUCCGUAUUCAUCCCAACAGCCUACACCUCCCGCUACCGACUCUUCCGACUCCGACUCCGACAGUGACGGUGACUGGAUCACGCCCUCCAAUCUCCCCUCUCACCAAGCCAAAGAUUCUGGUAUCGAAUCCACCACGCGCACAGCGGCCGCACAACAACUAGACGUUGCAACCAUGACCAUUGAUUUCGCUAUGCAAAACGUGCUGCUUCAAAUGAACUUGACGCUACUAUCCACGAACAUGCAGCGCAUCAAGCAUCUCGCAACAAAGGUGCUACGCUGUCACGCAUGCUUCAACAUCGUCAAGCAAAUGGAUAAGCAGUUUUGCCCUCGCUGCGGUCAAUCUACCCUUCAACGUGUAUCCUGCUCUACAAAUGCCAAGGGUGAGUUUAAGGUACACCUGAGUAAGAAUUACCAAUGGAACAAGAGGGGGGAUAAAUACAGCGUUCCCAAGCCAAUUGCUGGUACUGCCAACACUAAGUGGAGUGGUCUAGGCGGAGGCAAAGGCGGUUGGGGGCGUGACCUCAUCCUAGCCGAGGACCAGAAGGAGUACCAGAAGCAGGUCGACCAGGAUAAGCGUACCAAGACUAGAGAUUUGAUGGACCAGGACUACUUGCCUGGUAUUCUGACAGGGGAUAGGGGCAGAGCAGGUGGACGGCCAAAGGUUGGUGCGGGCAGGAAUGUAAACUCGAAAAAGAGGGUUUGA